CUUUUAACCUAAGAAUAAGACUCUACAUCGUAGACUCACGAUCUAAUAAGACUUAUACCCAAUUAACCUAAUAUACCCAUCUCUUGUGAUACCCCAACCUCGCUCUCCUCUAUACAUUGCGCCACCAGUCAAAUACCUACGAUAUAACAACACCAAAAAAGCAUAUUAAUAUCGAGAUACACCGAUUGGAUUUGGCACAACUAUGGCGAGCGUUAACAGACCGACCGACAUUAAACAGAAGGAGGCCGACGUGAAUCGCAAGCUUCAGAUUUACGGCAUUAUCAAUGCAUUCCAGAUCGGCAAAGUGCCAUCUAAUGAGCAAAUCGAUGUCGCCCUAAACAGCUUCCUCGAAUCGAGAGCACUAGCGAACCCUUCCAAGAAACUCUCAUCCGAGGGCCGAGAGCUAGUAGCAGAUUUUAAAGAGGUCGUGACCCAGGCGAAGAAGCUAUUAUUAUCCAAGAAUGAAGGAAACCUACUACAAGACUUCAUCUGGCAGACCCAACAAUUUGACCCCAACGCUGUGAGCGCACCGGAUGCUCCCAUCGACAAGGCGACUGCGAAACAACAUGGCGACCAAGCUCUUGAGGGGCUUCGGACUUUAGGAACUUUAAUUAUCACCAAUGGCCAGUUCCGUAAGCUUCUAAACGAUGCCACCAUACUCCUACGCGACAUCGCUGGCGAUGCUGCUAGCAAUGCUGCGGGCAAGGUGCGACCUACGGGUGAAGACCUCGCCCAAAUCGACCACCCUGCCGAGGACAACACUUGGCACGAGACUCCAGAUUUCUCCAAGGAUAAUGUAAAGUCUCAGUUGCGUAGCGUUUACAAGAGCGACCCAGCACAGGACGCUAAGGGUGUCGCGGCCUCCGGAGCCCAGGCUGUUCGUCAGUCGGAUGGUUCAGCAGGUGACCGUAUCAACGCUGCCCAGAGUGCCACGAGCAAAGCGGCAGAACAGGUGAAGGGCAAUGUCGAUCCUGAGACUAAAGAAUCCACAAAACAAACUGCCCAGGAGUACCGCGCCCGUACCAGACAGUAUCUAUCUAAAAAGAUGCCAGAGGAGCGCCGUGAUCAGACCAUCUGGCGCUUGAAGAAGAUGGUGGUUGAAUGCCAGCAGCACCCCGAUUACCAACAGGCUGUUACUACAUUGCUCAAUUUGGCCGAGCAAUAUGGCUCCCAUGGUAGAUCUCUCGCUACCGGCGGCACCAACACGGUUAAAGAGACCCGAACCCACCUGGCCGCUGCCGAAGCCGAUCUCAAGACUUUGAUUGAGCGAUUCGCCAACGGAACCUCCAGCGAUGAUCUCUGGUCCUCUAUCAACACUAUCUAUGAAGAUGCGGAUAGGGACCCCGAACUCAAGAACUGGUUCAAGUCUGUCGAUUCGUACAUUCGCAAGUGCCUUCAGCAGCAGGGUUACAUCAUGGACGAAGCUUCCAACGAGGAGUGGCACCGUCUAUACGAUCACGGCAACUACCUCCUCCGUGAAAAGUACAGGAGCCACACUGACCGUAUUGUCGACGAAGUCAAGUUUUUGGCCGACCAAUUCGACCAGGACCCGCAGAACAAGGCUUUUGCCAACGCCGUGCAGAAGCUCUUCCUGGACCUCGGCAACGAUGAGAACGGCAAGGCAGCUUUCAAGCCUCACCUCAUCAAGGACUUGACGGAGAUCAUCAUCCCGGCUGCUUUCGAGAGGGUCGCCUACAUACCUAUCCCGCGUAUUGAGUACUCUGACUCCGAGGUCGACGCCGUGGUGGAGAACCUCGUCCUAGAGAGUGACAAUUUUAUGCCAAACGUGCUUGAGGUCGCCAGCGACAACUACUUCCGCUGGGGCCGUAAGAAGAUCGCAAGCACCAACAAGAACUCGAUCGACGUCAAGGUGACGGGAGUUCAGAUGGAUUUGCGUGACGUUAGCUUCUAUGUCAAGCGCAAGCAGGGCUUCCCCUCUAUAACCGACACCGGUGUCGCUAAUAUCCGAAUGGCCGGCGAUGGGUUCUGCUUCCGCUUGAAGCUAUCCACGGCGGAUGACAAGGACAGCCAACACUUCUUCAAGAUCGACAAGGUUGAUGUCGAUGUCAAGAACCUGCAGAUCAAGCUUGUCAAGUCCAACCACAAGAUCUUGUUCGGUCUCUUCAAGCCCGUCAUGCUUAAGGUUCUCCGCCCAGUGAUUCAGAAGACUGCAGAGAAGCAGCUCAAGGAUCAGUUCAACCAGUUCGACCAAUUGCUGUACCAGAUUAAGCAGGAGGCUGACCGUGCACUUGAUGAAGCCCAGGCUGACCCUGAAAAUACACCAAACAUUUACAACCGAUACGUCAAUGCCGCCCAGAAGCAAUUCCUCCAGGGCAAGAAGAAGGCCGAAGACGUUGCGGCGGACAAGAAGGUCAAUAUGGCUGUUACAAAGGAAGAUAGCAUCUUCCCUAGCAUCCAUCUUCCUGGUGGCAUCAGCUCCAAGGCUACCGAGUACAGGGAAUUGGCUCGAAAGGGCGAACAGUGGGAGAGCCCUGUCUUCUCUAUUGGUGCUGCCUCCAAGAGCACUAACAUUCCCGCUGCUCCGCAAGUUACUCGCAAACCUCAUGCUGUCAGUACCAACACUACAAACGGGAGCCACACCAAUGGCAACUACACCAACGGCAAUUAUAUCAACGGCAAUUAUACCAAUGGUAAGGCCGUAAACGGAAAAUUCACUACCACGGCACCCAUUGCACCCGCCACCAACACUGUAACGAUCUAGAGGGCGUAACAUGUGCAAAAGGUGAUUUUUUGGAUACGUCUCAUUUGCCGCUAGCAAUAAGACAAAACAAGAAAAAGGCUAUGGGGGAGGAAAAAGA
This is a messenger RNA of Hypoxylon trugodes, 2819 nucleotides long. RefSeq lists its product as uncharacterized. The record is from RefSeq and is a predicted model, not a curated record. NCBI's taxonomy places the organism in Eukaryota, Fungi, Ascomycota, Sordariomycetes, Xylariales, Hypoxylaceae. Bases 203 to 2722 code for a protein of 839 amino acids. The transcript has 4 exons.